Molecule: messenger RNA, 1389 nt
Organism: Ramularia collo-cygni
Lineage: Eukaryota; Fungi; Ascomycota; Dothideomycetes; Mycosphaerellales; Mycosphaerellaceae
Product: related to DUF821 domain protein
Exons: 1
Coding region: 1-1389 (462 amino acids)
Source: RefSeq, a predicted model, not a curated record
AUGCGGAGGACACUACCGCUAUGCGGCACGCUUUUGCUGCUGAUAUGCGGCACUUUCAUCCUCUUUGCGACGCGAGGGACUGCUGAUCUACCUGAUGCUCUUCUGCCUAAUCACGACGCCUUUCUUCCCCCGAAGCACCACGACGAGAAGCAUCCUCAUCCACAAUUUCCCGCUUCGGAUGCUGGCUGGCUGUUCAAGCACAAGCGAGAUGGUCGAAACUAUGGCCUUUCCGAAGAGCAGUGCAAAGUGGCCUUCCCAGGACUAUUCCGAGAAAUCGACAGAGCGGUGAAGCACCGCAGAGACGUGGCGGGAAAUGUCCAACCGGAUGCUUUGGACGUGGGUUGGAGAGGCGACGGGAUGGUACGAGCGAUGAUAUAUGAGAAUCAGCUGUAUAUCAUCGACGCGCAUGGUGUGACGGAUCACAAUCACAGGCCCAGAACAGUCGCAACGUUGAACGCCAUCCAAAGAGCCGUGACGGCUUACUCGGGGGUCUUGCCAAACAUUGAAUUCACAUUUAGUGUGCACGACUCUGCUCUGGGUGAUGAUGAUGAUGAUGGGAACCAGACAACAUGGGCAUAUACARGGCAAGCACAUCAGGAGAAUCUAUGGCUGAUGCCUGAUUUUGGAAUGUACGCCUGGCCGGAUGUAGGCUUGCGAUCUUAUGCGGAGCUGCAAGCAAUUCUGGACCACGAAGAAGACGACUUUGAGGAUAAAGUCCCGAAGCUCGUGUGGCGCGGCUCUCUAGCUGUAGGAUCGCACGAUGUUCGAGCUGGAUUGGUGGAGCACACGCAAGGGAAAGAGUGGGCGGAUGUGCAAGAAUUGGACUGGUCGAAUAAGACCAACAUCCAGGAGAGAUUACUUACCAUGCCGGAACAUUGCUCGUACAUGUUUCUGGCGCAAACGGAAGGCAACACUUACAGUGGUCGAUUGAAAUAUCUCCUCAAUUGCCACUCGGUCCUCUUCUCCCACGAAAUGGAUUGGAUUGAACCCUAUCACCACUUACUGCAAUCCACCGGACCAGAGCAGAAUUACAUCAAAACGAAACGCGACUACUCCGAUCUACCCAGAAAAAUGGCCACCUUGCUCGAUCCGGAGCACUCGGAGCAAGGCAAGCGCAUCGCCGACAAUGCGCGAAGUAUGUUUCGGGAAAGGUACCUCACUCCAGCCGCAGAGGCAUGCUACUGGCGAGCUCUCAUUCGCGGCUGGGCGAGCGUACAAGAUUUCACCCCGGAGCUCUGGAUUGAAGAGGAGGUCUUUGACAAGGCCACACAGAAGAAGAAGAAGCUGAAAAGUCGGCCUAAAGGUGUGCCGUUUGAGGCUUAUGCGAUCAUGGAGCAGGUGGAGUGGGAGAUUCCCGCCAAGCCGAGGAAGAUGUGCAUAGAGGAGUGA